AUGGCGGUGAAUGCGGCCAUCGACCUGGAGAGCGACGAUAAUAUCAACCCCGAGAACAUUCGAAUUAUCAAGCAAGUUGGUACAACGCUUGAAGAUAGUGAACUUGGCAACAGUCUCGCCAUGGAACAGUCUGUGCUCAAGAACGCUGGAGGGUUGAUCUCCUCAGAAACUGUCGUCGCCCACGCAAGCCUACAAAUGCGCAAAUGCCAUAACCGUUGUCAAGAAACAGUAGCCAAUCUUCCCGAAUCUGUGACACUUGCAAGAGGCUGUAUGCGCAUCACCGCACCGUUCUCAUGGCUGAAAAACGGGCUGCUGCGCGACAAAUUGAUGCCACUUAUCUCUGCGAAAAAUGAGAAUUUCCAAAUUGACUGCCCAUCUACUUUUCUUAGGCUGCCCGCUGUAAUAGGAGGCUUCUACCUCAGCACUGAGUACAGAGUGGCGGCCCUCAGUUGUAGUCAGAGACAUAAGGACUUCACUGGUACUGAGGACGAAGAGUACAAAAGCAAGUGA
This is a messenger RNA of Fusarium fujikuroi IMI 58289, 510 nucleotides long. RefSeq lists its product as uncharacterized. The record is from RefSeq and is a predicted model, not a curated record. Lineage: Eukaryota; Fungi; Ascomycota; Sordariomycetes; Hypocreales; Nectriaceae. The transcript has 2 exons. Bases 1 to 510 code for a protein of 169 amino acids.